GCUACACUGGUGACCGUCCUUCUUCGAACAUGGUGAUUGUUGAUGUGGGACUGCUAUCUGGAUUUUCAGCUGAUAAAGAGUCUUAUAGAAAUAGUGUGGACAGUUUCAAAAUAAAAAAAGUUGAACUGCAAGAUGGGCACCUGUUUCUGUACCUUGAUCCAAUGGAAGUGAACAGUCUGCUACAAUUAUCCAUUGACACCAUCCAUCAGUUCAGUGUAGAAAACCUGCAGCCUGCCAUUGUGAAAGUUUAUGAUUACUACCAUACUGAUGACUCAGUUGUCGCUGAAUAUGAAGCACCAAAAUGACUGGAAAUCGAGGUGAAUCAACUGACUGCAAACUCACGGCACACAUCCCAAUGAGACUCUGUUGGUCACUAUGGAUACGGAGGACAACAUGCAAAAUCUGGCAACUUGUUCCACCAUGAUCUCAUUGGGUGGUAUCCAGUUUAACAGUAAAAAUCUUGUUCAAAGAGGAUCGUGUUUGCUGUCUCAGU
Molecule: messenger RNA, 493 nt
Organism: Chiloscyllium plagiosum (whitespotted bambooshark)
Lineage: Eukaryota; Metazoa; Chordata; Chondrichthyes; Orectolobiformes; Hemiscylliidae
Source: RefSeq, a predicted model, not a curated record